This is a messenger RNA of Cyphellophora europaea CBS 101466, 1173 nucleotides long. RefSeq names its product agmatinase. The transcript is spliced from 3 exons. Bases 1 to 1173 code for a protein of 390 amino acids. Gene Ontology annotation, molecular function: agmatinase activity; metal ion binding. The record is from RefSeq and is a predicted model, not a curated record. Lineage: Eukaryota; Fungi; Ascomycota; Eurotiomycetes; Chaetothyriales; Cyphellophoraceae.
AUGGUGAAAGUCUGCCUCGCUGCGGCCGCCCUCGGAGUAGGCGUGGGCCUUGCCGCGAGUGAUGCAACGGCUGAGUCGCUUGAUCAGAAGUGGGGAUCAGACUGGCCCUUCUCUGGCAUUGCGACAUUCGCACACCUCGAUCAUGUCAAAUGCCUCGUGAAUCCAGACGCGCCGUUCGAUAUUGGCGUCAUUGGCGCCCCUUUUGACACGACGACCAGCUACCGCCCGGGUGCACGUUUCGGACCCCGCGCCAUCCGCGUCAGCUCAGCGCGCCAGAGUUCCAUUAGAAGCUUCAAUUACAGGGCGGGCAUCAACCCGUACCGAUCAUGGGCGCGGGUCCUCGACUGCGGGGACAUACCCAUCACAUCAUGGGACAACGCCCUGGCCCUGCGCCAAAUGACCGACGCUUUUUUCGAGCUCGGGAGCAGACAGACCCCGAACGGGAGGCUGUCGGUGCGGGAAUACCGGAGGAAGCCGAAACUCAUGACCAUGGGGGGCGACCACAGCAUCCUGCUGCCAAUCCUUCGUGCACUUCACGCUAUAUACGGCCGGCCGCUGUCGGUGCUGCACUUCGACGCGCACAUGGAUACGCGCAACCCUGCCAAAUACAUCAAGGCGUGGGUUGACGCAGAUGACCUCAGCACGCAGAGCUUCUUCAACCAUGGGAGCAUGCUGUGGCUGGCGUCCAAGGAGGGGCUGGUAGCAAACGCAUCUUCCGUCCAUGCCGGUCUAAGGGCGCGUAUCAACGAUUACACCGAUUUCGACGACGAUACAGACCAAGGUUGGCACAGGAUUUUUGUUGACGACAUCGACGACAUGGGCGUGUCCGGCGUGAUUGAGUCCAUUCUGAAUAGGGUUGGUUCGCAGAAUCCCGUGUACAUCUCCGUCGAUAUAGAUGUGAUUGAUCCCGGCUCGGCUCCCGGGACGGGCACCCCAGAGCCUGGGGGCUGGACGACUAGAGAACUGAUCAGGAUUCUCAGGGGUCUUGAGAACCUCAAUAUUGUAGGUGCUGACGUGGUCGAGGUCAGCCCGAGCUAUGAUGCGGGAGAGAUUACUUCGCUGGCUGCAGCUCAGAUCAUGUUCGAACUCAUCACCAACAUGGUCAAAAGAGGCACAGUGGACGUCCCGAAAUAUUCUUCGUCUGGUGUGAACAUAAACAGAGAUGAGCUAUGA